Messenger RNA from Macadamia integrifolia, 1606 nucleotides. RefSeq lists its product as uncharacterized. The record is from RefSeq and is a predicted model, not a curated record. The transcript is spliced from 8 exons. The coding region runs from base 290 to 1099 and encodes 269 amino acids. Lineage: Eukaryota; Viridiplantae; Streptophyta; Magnoliopsida; Proteales; Proteaceae.
GACUGACUGGUGGUUCGCUGUUCCGAACUUCCGAUCGACGAAACUGAGUGGUGAAAAUCAGUCUUAAUUCCAGCAAAUCCCACCAAUAGAAGAAACCCUAGUUGGUAACUCGAUCUUGUGCUCAAGAUCCGUCUUUGAAUGCUUUGAAGUACCUUUUAUUUCUUCUCAAUACGUUGACAGGCUCAAAAUUUCCAGGUCUCAAUUUUACUUACUUGCCGUUUAGUUGCAGAGGUUAAGAUGGUUUCCUUCAUUUCUUUUGCCCAUUAACGAUCAGCCUAAUAAUCUUGUAAUGUUGACGACGGGUAAUACCAUUGGUUUACGGGAACAUAGUUCAUCAAGUCAUCUGUUACUGGAAGAUCCUGUCGCUGAGGUUGAUGAUGAGGAAGGAGAAAUUUCUGGUAGGAUACUGUACAAAGCCUCCUUCGAGGAACUUGCAGGAAGCCACUUGCAAUAUGACACAGUUAUAUGGGUCCUCAUAUCCUUACUGCUAGUUUUAGCCUGGGGAGUUGGAGUUAUUAUGCUUCUAUAUCUACCUGUUAGAAGAUAUGUGCUUCGAAAGGAUAUUUCCUCACGCAAACUCUACGUUACCCCUAAUGAAAUAGUUUACAAGGUUGCAAGACCUUCAUUUCUACCUUUCUGGGGUGUUACAAAGAUUGAGAAACACAUACCUCUUGCUCUGGUAAUCGACAUCAUUACUGAACAAGGUUGCUUGCAAUCGAUGUAUGGAAUCCAUACAUUUAGAGUUGAGAGUAUAGCACAAGGAAAAGCUGCUCCUGUGGAUGAGCUACAGGUUCAAGGGGUCUCUAACCCAGGACUUUUGAGGAAGGUCAUUGUAGCAGAAGCCUCCAAGAUGUUAUUGGGAUUUGGUACUAGUUGGAAGCCUAUUGCAUACACUGGUGAGGGGCAAGGUACACCAUCUCGUAUGGGUUCUGUGACUGAGGGACCAGCAGUUGGUAGGUCACCUUCUAAAAUUCGGAAGGAGCCCAGAGGAGUGGUACCUGGUGAUGUGUUACUAAAUAAACUUGAAGAAGUUAAGCAAUCAGUUCAGAGACUUGAAUCACUUAUUGAGAACUCACAAAGUUUGCCUGGAAGCGACUGAAUUGGUGACAUUGUUGCCCCGUCAUCCUGCUGCCAUGUAGAGGACUUUACCCGAGCUUUGUUUCCAGUUACCAGUAAAGAGGAAAGUGUUGCUAUUGCAUCUGUAAAUACAAUAUUUUGGAGUCAAGGAGCUUAGCAGAAUCUUUCUUCCUCGAGGGGGAAAUAAUCUUUCUGGUGACAAACUACUCCCCUUGUUUCGUAAGGAAAAUUUGAUUCAAGAGAUUAGUUAUAUGUAGCUGCCAACAUAGGUGAGAGUUUCCAUUUAAUAUUUACAAAAUUUCUAGAUUUCUGGAACAAUAUGUUGCUUAAUUUCUGCCAAGGUGUCAUCGUUGACUAAGAUCUUUCAUUUCUAGGAUGUGCUUGGUCGUCCAUAAAGUGUACUGGUUUAGUUUUGGUUGGACAUAGCACAUGAGUGCAUGCUCGAUAUUACCCACUUAAAACACUAAUUUUUGAAGUAACAGUUAUAAAUUACUAGAAGGGAACGAAUGGUAGAGAUUGUUUUGCAUCA